AUGUACAAUGAUUUCACAGGCAGAUUGGUUUCUGCCUUAUUGACCUCUGACCCUUAUACCCUCCGUCUGUCUCCAGUUCUGCUGUGUCUCCUGUGUGUCCUGUCUUCCCUGGUGGAUCUAACCACCGCCUGUCCUCCGACCUGCUUCUGCAACGCCACCGACGUAGACUGCAGCGGGCGCGGCCUGCUCUCCAUGCCCGCCCUCACCCAUCUCCCCGUCACCGCCCACACCCUCCUGCUGCCCAACAACCACCUCUCCUCCCUGGGUCCAGGGUCCUUUGCUAACCUCACCUCCCUGGAGCGACUGGAUCUCUCCAACAACCACCUCUCCUCCCUGGGUCCAGGGUCCUUCGCUCACCUCACCUCCCUGGAGCGACUGGAUCUCUCCAACAACCACCUCUCCUCCCUGGGUCCAGGGUCCUUCGCUAACCUCACCUCCCUGGAGCGACUGGAUCUCUCCAACAACUACCUGGAUAAUCUUCCCCCAGUGCUCUUCAAGGACCUGGGGAAUCUAUCAGAUCUGACCCUCCACAACAACAGUCUUAGGGCCUUGGAUAGGGAUCUCUUCCAGGGGCUGGUGGGGCUGAGGAAGCUAGAUGUCUCCCUCAACGGGCUGUCUGAUAUCCCCCUGGGUCUGCUGGAUGAGCUGCAGGGGCUGACGUGGCUCUCCGUGGCCGGGAACAGGCUCCAUGCCCUGGAGAGAGCAGCCUUUGAGCCCCUGGCUAACCUCCAGUCUCUUCAGCUAGGGGCUAACCCCUGGGAGUGUGACUGCAACCUGAGGGACUUCAAGCACUGGAUGGAGUGGCUGCUGUACAGAGGUGGUAAGGUAGAUGGGGUGGAGUGUACCCUCCCUAAGGACCUGCGAGGCCGGGACAUCCGUGGUGUUCCAGUGGAGAUGUUCAACUACUGCCUCCAACUGGAUGACGAGAACAGGGGAGGAGGGGGGACGCGGAGCGGAGGAAAAGAGGGUUCAUCCCCGCCCUGCGGCCGAACUACCGGCACCGGCGGAGCCCCCACAUCCGAAUCUGAAGUUCCCCCUGCGGGCGACCUGGUGCCCGUCCCGGACUGUGUGCGGCGGCGCUACCAGCCGGUGAGCGUGCGGAGGGCCAUCGGGACGGUGGUGAUAGCCGGGGUGGUGUGUGGCAUCGUGUGUAUCAUGAUGGUGGGGGCGGCGGCCUACGGAUGUAUCUAUGCCUCGCUCAUGGCCAAGUAUCAACGAGAGCUGAAGAAGAGGCAGCCGCUGAUGGGAGACGGGGAGGGUGACGCAGACCCUGAGGACAAGCAGAUCUCCUCUGUGGCAUAGAAGGGUCAGGGGUUAGAGGUCAAGGUUGAAAGGGCUCUAUUACUCCUCUCCCUCCUCCUCCUCUCCCCCUGAAACCAACCAGCUCCUGCUACUGUCUUCUCUUUCUCCACCAAACGACAAUCACAAUGGGUCCUCUCCUCCAUUCUGAACCCUGUUCUCAUUCUGAGAUGAGAUAGAUAUGUACGAGUCAGACCACUAGACAACCGCCUGAUAGGGUGAUCAACAAACUCUGAACCUUCAAUGACCCUUCUCUAUCCCUCAGCCCACAAACCCCACAGCCCUGCAGAAACAAGAACUGGGUCUGGUUUGGCUUGGUCUGGACUGGUCUGAUUUGACAUGGUCUGGUUUGGCAGAACAUGGUGGAGGGAUGGCCUGAUUCUCUCUGUCCUCUCCCUCCUGUUGUUCUCUGAGAUGGAGGGAUGGCCUGAUUCUCUCUGUCCUCUCCCUCCUGUUGUUGUCUGAGAUGGAGGGAUGGUCUGAUUCUCUCUGUCCUCUCCCUCCUGUUGUUCUCUGAGAUGGAGGGAUGGCCUGAUUCUCUCUGUCCUCUCCCUCCUGUUGUUGUCUGAGAUGGAGGGAUGGUCUGAUUCUCUCUGUCCUCUCCCUCCUGUUGUUCUCUGAGAUGGAGGGAUGGUCUGAUUCUUUCUGUCCUCUCCCUCCUGUUGUUCUCUGAGAUGGAGGGAUGGCCUGAUUCUCUCUGUCCUCUCCCUCCUGUUGUUCUCUGAAAUGGAGGGAUGGCCUGAUUCUCUCUGUCCUCUCCCUCCUGUUGUUCUCUGAGAUGGAGGGAUGGCCUGAUUCUCUCUGUCCUCUCCCUCCUGUUGUUCUCUGAGAUGGAGGGAUGGCCUGAUUCUCUCUGUCCUCUCCCUCCUGUUGUUCUCUGAGAUGGAGGGAUGGCCUGAUUCUCUCUGUCCUCUCCCUCCUGUUGUUCUCUGAGAUGGAGGGAUGGCCUGAUUCUCUCUGUCCUCUCCCUCCUGUUGUUCUCUGAGAUGGAGGGAUGGCCUGGUUCUCUCUGUCCUCUCCCUCCUGUUGUUCUCUGAGAUGGAGGGAUGGCCUGAUUCUCUCUGUCCUCUCCAUCCUGUUGUUCUCUGAGAUGGAGGGAUGGCCUGAUUCUCUCUGUCCUCUCCCUCCUGUUGUUCUCUGAGAUGGAGGGAUGGCCAGACGCUCAGAGAGAUAUUAAAAAACGAGGGAUUAAAAGAUGCUGCUAUUGUCUUUCAUCCCUCCCUCCGUUUCAUCCCUCCCUCUGUUUCAUCCCUCCAUCUCUGUGUCCCCCCCUGCUGUAAGAGUACACAACCGUUGUGGGGACUUUUCCUCUUCCCUCCUCUCCUCAUCCUCCCUUUCAUCCCUCUGUUCCCACCUUCAAGAGGAGUACACUCACGCUGUGGGGACUUCUCUCCUCUCCUCAUCCUCCCUUUCAUCCCUCUGUUCCCACCUUCAAGAGGAGUACACCCACGCUGUGGGGACUUCUCUCCUCUCCUCAUCCUCCCUUUCAUCCCUCUGUUCCCACCUUCAAGAGGAGUACACUCACACUGUGGGGACUUCUCUCCUCUCUUCCCUGUCUGUGUAAUCUCUAUGGAUGGGACAUCAACCUCUCCUACUAACGAGCAGGAUCUUCCCUCACCCCUGAAUUGGCUGGACAAACAAAGCGUAUAUUAUUCUAUACUGGUCUCUGGUUUAGAUGAUUUAAUAUAGCCUGUAUUACAUGCAGUGACCCAACUCCUGGUUUUUGAUAAACAUUCAUUUGGUCCCGUAUCAGUUUUUCAUUUGGUGUUGUUGGUUUUGUUUGGGUGAUAACCUGAUAUCCUGUAACGUUUUAGAGCUGGAUAGAUUUGCUCCGACAAAAACCCUACAGGUAUACCGUCUUGCUAGCGAUGUUGGUAAUACAAAAGGUAGCUAGCUACUAACUGAAUCCAGUUGUGUUGUUGUUAAAUGGGUAAUAACCCACGUACAGUACAGUACCACAGUUCUCUGUAAAGGGGAAUGAGACCUCGGAUCACUACCCAGGAUUCCAUAGUAGCUUGGGAGGCGUGUCUUGAUAACACAUCUUAAUAUGAUGGUAGAUAAACAGGCUGAUGCCGAUGAAAGAGAACUAGAGACAGAUCAAAUGGGAUGAAAUGGGAUGUAAUGGGAUGUAAUGGAAUGUAAUGGGAUGAAAUGGAUGUAUGGGAUGUAAUGGGAUGAAAUGGAAUGUAUGGGAUGUAAUGGGAUGAAAUGGAAUGUAAUGGGAUGAAAUGGGAUGAAAUUGAAUGUAUGGGAUGUAAUGGAUGUAUGGGAUGUAAUGGGAUGAAAUGGGAUGAAAUGGAAUGUAUGGGAUGUAAUGGGAUGAAAUGGGAUGUAAUGGGAUGAAAUGGGAUGUAUGGGAUGUAAUGGGAUGUAAUGGGAUGAAAUGGAAUGAUAUGGGAUGUAAUGGGAUGUAAUGGGAUGAAAUGGGAUGUAAUGGGAUGAAAUGGGAUGUAAUGGGAUGUAAUGGGAUGUAUGGAAUGUAAUGGGAUGAAAUGGGAUGUAAUGGGAUGUAUGGGAUGAAAUGGGAUGUAAUGGGAUGUAUAUGAUGUAAUGGGAUGUAUAUGAUGUAAUGGGAUGUAUAUGAUGUAAUGGGAUGUAUGGGAUGAAAUGGGAUGUAAUGGGAUGUAUGGGAUGAAAUGGGAUGUAAUGGGAUGUAUGUGAUGAAAUGGGAUGAAAUGGGAUGCACCCUAUUCCCAAUGCAGUGCACUACUCUUAGCUAGAGCCCUAUGGGGCCAUUUGGGACACAUAUUAUAAGUAAAGAGGGAAUAUGAAGAGUCUAUAGUACAGUACUUUUCCAUAUGAAGUCAUUAAUCCAUGUUUGUUUACUUUGUUUGUAAUAUUGCUCACUUACUAAUUACCGGUAUGUGUUCUGUUGUUCAGUUAGCAUCAUAGCAAAACAUGUGAUCAUGUGACCUAGAGGGACAGGAAGUAGGAAGUGGAAUCUGUGUUGAGGGACCAGUCAUUGAUCAGGUUUGCUGUCGCUGUGGUAACAUAGAAGUGAGUGUGUGAGUGAGUGUGUGAGUGUGUGUGUGAUUCUCAGAUCAGAGACUUUGCAAGACAGUAUUUUAGUAUUUUAGGUGAUAAAUCAAAUGAAGGUAAAUCAUUUGGGUUUGGGCCAUAAAGAUGUGAUACAUCAUUGGGCCAUAGAGAUGUGAUACAUCAUUGGGCCAUAGAGAUGUGAUACAUCAUUUGGGUUUGGGCCAUAGCGAUGUAUUAGAGAGAUCAUCUUCUAUCUUUCCAAUGGCCACUUCUGGGACAGCAAGUACAUCCUCUAAAACAUGUCGUACCACCCUGUACCAACCUGUACCACCAAUGUACCACCAAUGUACCACCCAUGUACUAGUUUGUGGUGUUGAUGGUUCCAGAUCCAUGCAACAAUAUCAUCACCAAUAAUAACAUAUAUCAAGACUGUCAGAGGAGAGACAAAGAGGGGAGAGAGAGAGAGAGAGAGAGAGAGAGAGAGAGAGAGAGAGAGAGAGAGAGAGAGAGAGAGAGAGAGGGGAGAGAGAGAGAGAGAGAGAGAGAGAGAGAGAGACAGAGACAGAGACAGAGACAGACAGAGAGAAAGACCCUGAUAUGGGUGGUAUGGUUUAAAUGGAUGCUAUAAGCCUGUGACACACAAAGGAGUCAAUCCUGUAAGGAGACAGCUGUGCGUUAAGCCAUCGUACCUCAUGCUGCUCCUCUCCAACACUAUCGUACUGUAUCUCUCAUCCUGCAGGAACCAACUCUCUCUCUGUCUGAUUUCCAACGUUUUUCUCUCUCUGUUAUUAUUAGGAAGGGUCAUGGUUGAUAUAAUACUAGUAGGAAUGUAUAGGGACAGUAUAUUUACAUACUCCCUGUCAAAAUUAUAAUUACCAAAGGACUAAAUCCACAGAAAGCGGAAUCCAACAUGUCCAUGUAUGCAGAUCUGGGUAGCAACAGUGCCACCCAGAGGUAGAAGGGAGCAUAGCACGGUGCACGAGAGGAACUGCAGUGUGUGUGAAUGAGGACAUUUUGAAAAUCAUUCUUCUACCUUGAAAUAACGUGAGAAACAGAGCAAUUUCAUGUGUGACAAUAUUUUAUAUAUAAUUUACGUCUCACCUUUCUUCAUUCUGAAUUAAACACGAGAUUUGAUCAGGGUGCUUCAAAAACCAAAUUUUCUGCGAACGGUCUCUUCUAAGACGUCUGAACGCACUGUCAGAGCUCCUAUAUGUUUGUCCUUAACUCAUUACAUAUCCUGAAGAAGUUCUAUAUAAUAGUACAUAUGUAUCAAGUAAUAUAAUACAAUGUCUAGACAUUUUCUGAACAGUGUCUCCGAGAAUACAAUUUCAAAUAGUAUUAUUGAAAUAACCCGAAAGCAUAAGAGGGGCGAGUUGCUAUAAAACCCUAUCGUCUUUAUUGUCGUGUUGAUUGUGGUAAAUACUAUUAUAAUAUGAACUAACUAUACCCGAAGAUAAGUAUUAUGGGUGAUGAAAUGACCCUGCUGCGUUCCUGUCAGUGCAGCCCGUAGUAUAAUACUGGUUCCUGUAUUCAUAUAGACUGGUUCAUUAUAUUGGUUCAUUAUACUGGUUCAUUAUGGACUGGUUCAUUAUACUGGUUCAUUAUACUGGUUCAUUAUACUGGUUCAUUAUACUGGUUCAUUACAGACUGUUGCAAUGAUGUCACUGAGAAUCAAGGCUGCGAUGCACUUGUGUAGUGUACAAUAUGAGGAUUGUCCUCAACUAACCAACUGUCAAUCAACGAGGGUUAUCAACAACAAUAACAAACACUAACGUUAUGUUGAACGCAUCCCCAAAGACAGCAUGGCUCUAACCUGAUCCCAGAUCUGUUUGUUCUCUUGUCAACUUAACUUAUUGCUGUCAUUGUCAAGCCAAACAUGUUUUAGUGUGACAAAGAGUGACAAGUAGUUGGCAUGAUGUCACCAACAGACUGGUACUCAGGCUAGCACGGCUUUGAUCUAGUGGUUAAUAAUCCCUAUUAAUGUGAAUACAGGCCCGAGUCCCAAAGAGCAACCUAUUCAUUACAUAAGGCACUACCUAUUACCAGAGUGUGGACACUAGAUAGGGAAUAUGGUUGCCAUUUGGGACGUAACCCAGGUCUGGGAUCUGUUGGUAUGGAUGAAGCACAAUGAUGUGGCUGUUGUUUAAACUCAUGUUGGGAGAAAAAAUAUAGAGAGAGUGAGCGAGAGAGAGAGUGAGUGAGAGAGAGAGAGAGAG
Molecule: messenger RNA, 6494 nt
Organism: Oncorhynchus nerka (sockeye salmon)
Lineage: Eukaryota; Metazoa; Chordata; Actinopteri; Salmoniformes; Salmonidae
Product: leucine-rich repeat and transmembrane domain-containing protein 2-like
Cellular component (GO): extracellular matrix
Molecular function (GO): protein binding
Source: RefSeq, a predicted model, not a curated record